UGUGUAGAUCGUCACAUGUUGUCUCACCCUCUUCGUCCCGGACACCAGCAGACAUGUGUUAUUUAUUGCUCGGCUGUGGGAGAAGACGAAUGAACGUAAAACCGGCUCUGGAAGUAGAGGAUUAAAAUAAAGCGCGUCGUUUAUUUUACAACUAGAGGAACGGAAGCAUUGUGUCUGAUUAGAGGAGGACGCGAGAAUGGCGAGUCCGCCGAACACGGGUGAUCAGACAUUAUUGACCAGCAAUGCGAACAGCGGCAUCAAGAAAUGCGGAUACCUAAAGAAGCAGAAACACGGACAUAAGCGCUUUUUUGUUUUAAAGGAGCCAAGCGAAGGUUUCCCUGCCCGGCUGGAAUACUACGAGAGUGAGAAGAAAUGGAAAAACAAAUCGGCCCCGAAGAGAGUUAUCCCUCUGGACUUCUGUCUCAAUAUCAGCAAGAGGGCAGACGCAAAAUACAAAUAUCUUAUUGCGCUUUAUACCAAGGAUGAGUAUUUUGCCGUGGCGACGGAAAACGAGCAGGAACAGGAGAACUGGUACCGGGUGCUGACGGAUUUAAUGGCAGAAGGGAAAGUAUAUGACGGGUCCGCGUCUAACUCUGCGUCCUCGCUGGUUGGCUACGACGAGUCGAGCUACGGUGUAAUAACGCCGGUGACCGCCGCCUACAAGGAGGUAUGGCAAGUAAAUCUAAAAUCCAAAGGUCUUGGACAGAGCAGAAAUUUGACAGGGGUGUACAGGCUGUGUCUUUCCAGCCGGACUAUCAGCUUCGUCAAGCUCAACACUGAGGUUGCCUCAGUCAUCUUACAGCUGAUGAAUAUCCGGAGGUGCGGCCACUCUGACAGCUUUUUCUUCAUCGAGGUUGGCCGAUCUGCAUCCACGGGUCCGGGAGAACUGUGGAUGCAGGCGGAUGACUCUGUGGUGGCUCAAAACAUCCACGAAACUAUCUUGGAGGCCAUGAAAGCCAUGAAGGAGCUGUCGGAAUUCCGUCCGCGUAGCAAAAGCCAAUCAUCUGGUACAAACCCCAUUUCUGUACCCACGCGGAGGCACCUGAACAAUCUACCCCCAAGCCAGACCGGGCUUCCCCGGCGAUCACGUACUGACAGCAUGGCUGCGACCUCUCCUGUGAGCAAAUGCUCUUCUUGUCGAAUACGCACGGCGAGCGAGGGUGAUGGCACCAUGACACGCACAAUGUCAGUCACUGGGAGCCCCCUUAGCCCAGGAGUCCACAGGACCCUCCUGAGCAGAUCUCACACCAUUACUGCACGUCCUUCUCUGACGUUUGAAUCUUCUACUCUCCAGCACAGUAAGUCCAUGUCUAUGCCCCUGUCUCAUUCUCCACCAGUGACCACCAUUUGUCCAGGCCAUACAUCUUCCUGCCAAGAUAGUGGUGCCCCUCGCCCCUCCAGCUGCAGUGCAUCCUUCUCAGGCUCCCCAAGCGAUGCUGGCUUUAUAUCAUGUGAGGAAUAUGGCUCUAGCCCUGCAGAGGCGCGAGACCUCAGGUUACCGCUUACACUCCGCAGCAACACUCCAGAGUCCCUCAAAGCAGACACCCCCCCUUCUCGGGAUGGCAGUGAGCUUGAUGGCUACAUGGUGAUGGAGCGUCAGAGUCAGAAUGGUUACCGGUGGUUACCAGAGCUUGACAAGGUGUAUCGAAAGCGCACAUACUCCCUCACUACCCCCCGCCAGCAGAGGGUUCCCCCCCAAGUAUCUUCAGCCUCCCUAGAUGAGUAUACUCUCAUGAGGGCAACAUACACCAGUGGAACCCAGCCUUCUCGCAGGUGUCACACUGCCUCCCCUAAAGGGAGAAGUCUGGAAGAUUGCAGAGAUAUUCAAAUUGGUUCAAAUGGUUAUCAAGGUGACAGUGGCUAUAUGCCAAUGAUGCCUGGUGUUGCCCCUCUGACACCUGGGUCCAAGGAUGACCCCUACAUGCCCAUGAGCCCCAUGUGUGUAUCUGCUCCAAAGCAAAUCAUCAACCCUCGUACACACUCCUCUUCAGUGGGGCUGGCUUCACGCACACACUCCCCAUUGGGUGUUUCUCUGGAGGACAGUGGGUACAUGCCUAUGUGGUGUGGAACCAAGAUGUCAGUGGAGAGCAAUGAUGGAAAGCUUACGAAUGGAGAGUACCUGAACAUGUCUCCCAUUGACACACAGGUGUCUCUUACACCCCCGGACUAUAUUCUCAGUCCUACUGGAGAUCCCAGCCUUCAGCCAAGCCACAGGCAGCCUUAUUCUUGCAAUUCUCUACCACGAUCACUUAAAGGACAUUUGCAGCGCAGUGGGUCCACUGACAAGGACCAGUAUGUGGUGAUGAGUUUACAAAGACAACGGAUAGAAGAGGAGUCCAACCAUUGUCCUGUCUCUUCAGGAGAAUCUGCAACCAGCAGCUCUCUGGGAAGACCAGCCACUCCAUCUUCUACUCCAUCUCCUCUCAGAGUGGCUUGGAUAGAUGGAGGUCUGGUACACCGGAGUAGGGUCUGUCGGCCUACCCGUCUGGCUCUGGAAUCCCUCAAAAUAUUACCAUGUAUGAGUGAACACCCUCUUCCCUCAGAGCCACGCAGCCCUGGAGAGUACAUUAACAUAGAUUUUAGCAGUGUUAACCACAACACAUCGGCAACCACAGAGUCAAAGAACUCUGAGUCCUCAGUAAGUGCAGAGACGGGAUCCCGGUCAUUCUCAGGCUAUGCUAAUAUUGAUGUCAGCUCCCCUGUUCACCAGGAAUCACACCAAACUAUCUGUACAGACACAGCUGAACUCUUGACUUGCAAUAGUCUGAUUACCACUCAGCAGGAAACACAGGGAGUUGAGGAGGAGGAAGAAGAUAAAAGCACAGUGGAACAGGAAAAGGAGAGGGGUGUGGUAGAGGAGUAUCCUCUUCCACAGCAAGGAAGCCUGGAGUGUCAGCCUGAUCCGGUCAGUGAUGACUACACUGAGAUGACCUUUAGUCCGCCUGCUCCUUUACCUGCUCUAUGCACAACUAAUGCCACUCCCCGCCCGACCAGCCCUACUGCUUGUGUCCAGCGACUCAGCCUUGAGACCAGCCUAGUGGACGUAGUGCCCCCUGUGCCAGUGGACUCUUUUCUCCAGGGAAGUCCUUCAUUAUCUGUCACAGUUGUGGAUCCACACAGGGGAGCUAAAGUUAUCCGGGCUGACCCUCAUGGGCGUCGUCGUCACAGUUCUGAGACCUUCUCUUCCACCACCACUGUCACCCCCGUGUGCCCAUCCUUUGCCCACGACACUAAACGGCACAGUUCUGCCUCUGUGGAGAAUGUAUCUCGCACUGUUCGCAGCUCUGAAGGACUUGGUGAGGACUACAGCAGUCCCAUGUGCAGGGAAACAUCAGCUGGUUAUCAAAAUGGACUUAACUACAUUGCCUUAAACUUGAUGGAGGGAAACCUUGGGGGAUGCAGGUUAGGGGGCUGUGAUGAACUCCUGAGGUUCAAGACAGCUUGUGGCUGCAAGGGGGGCCUGAAUUGUUUCAACACUAACCCCUAUGCCAGCCUGGGAUUUAAGGAGACUACUGCUGCUGCUGUGAAAGAAUGAAGGCUGAUGGGUCUUCCCAACUUGCCCCCCUCCCCUUCUUCUUCCUGUGAAUGUAGGAUUUCACUUCAGCCAGAUGCCGAGGUCAUCACAGCAACAGCUGGACCUUGCGCCGUAGCCGAUGUCCUUUGACCCCUUUGCCGCCUCUGGGGGGUCACGGGGACGGCCAUCACCAUGGAAACACGGACUCUUGACCCUCCCUCUUUUUUUUUUUCUUUUUUUUUGUGGCACCUAAACAUUUUGGUGCCAUCGCUGCUGUAGUGCUAGAGUUUAAAAAGAAAAUAAUAAGAACUUAAACCGACUUUUCAUUCUAAGCAUAGUUAGGUAACUAUGUAUCUCUGUACGAAUAUUACAUUCAUUACUGGUAUUUUUUAUUACCAAUUAUAAAUUUUCAUCUGGCCUUCUAAUGGCUUCAACCAGUAGUUGCCAGAUAUUCACACCUGAAAACCUGUGAACCAAACCUGGAGAGCAUGCGUGCACAAACAUACACGCGAAACCUUUCAUGCAUACAGAUGACAUGUAUUUAUUUAUUUAUCAUGUAUGUACGCAUUCAAUGACAUGUGUGAGAAUUUGUAUACAGAUUGUACUGCAAAAAGAGACGGCAUUUAUGAACAUAUUUAAAAUCAAAAGUAACAUUUGCUAAAAAAAAAAAAAAAAAACCCUACCUCAGCACCAA
Messenger RNA from Archocentrus centrarchus (flier cichlid), 4208 nucleotides. RefSeq names its product insulin receptor substrate 2b (gene irs2b). Gene Ontology annotation, biological process: insulin receptor signaling pathway. Gene Ontology annotation, molecular function: phosphatidylinositol 3-kinase binding; insulin receptor binding. The coding region runs from base 197 to 3535 and encodes 1112 amino acids. The transcript has 2 exons. NCBI's taxonomy places the organism in Eukaryota, Metazoa, Chordata, Actinopteri, Cichliformes, Cichlidae. Gene Ontology annotation, cellular component: cytosol; plasma membrane. The record is from RefSeq and is a predicted model, not a curated record.